This is a messenger RNA of Amblyraja radiata (thorny skate), 15230 nucleotides long. Its product is annotated as low-density lipoprotein receptor-related protein 1. NCBI's taxonomy places the organism in Eukaryota, Metazoa, Chordata, Chondrichthyes, Rajiformes, Rajidae. Bases 1 to 13530 code for a protein of 4509 amino acids. Gene Ontology annotation, molecular function: protein binding; calcium ion binding. The transcript is spliced from 89 exons. The record is from RefSeq and is a predicted model, not a curated record. Gene Ontology annotation, cellular component: signaling receptor complex; plasma membrane.
AUGGAAGAAUUUUACCACAAAACAUGUGGACCAGCUGAAUUUCUUUGCCAUGACCAUGUGACUUGCAUCUCACUGAACUGGCUCUGUGAUGGUGAACCAGAUUGUCCAGAUGAUUCAGACGAGUCACUUGAUCAGUGUACUAGACACCUGGAAUUUACAUGUCCUGUGAAUCAUUUUGACUGCAUUGGGGCGAGAAGAUGUAUUCACAUGAGCAAACUCUGCAAUGGCAUAAAUGAUUGUGUGGAUGGGCUUGAUGAAGGAUAUCAUUGUCGAGAAUUUGCAUCCUCCUGUGCCCGAGCCCAGUGUCAGUAUCGGUGUGCAGUCACAAGAAAUGGUACAACUUGCUACUGCAAUAACGGUUUUAAUAUAGCACCAGAUGGGAAAGGCUGUGAAGAUUUGGAUGAAUGCAGCAUAUAUGGAACAUGCAGUCAAACAUGCAUGAAUAGCAAUGGAUCGUACAUCUGUGGCUGUGUCGAAGGCUACUUGAUGCAACCUGACAACAGAACUUGUAAAGCCAAAAUUGAACCUAUUGAUUCACCACCUGUUCUUUUGAUUGCCAACAUUAAAAGUAUCGAGGUGACGAGACUGGAUGGAUCAAAUAUUCCUAUCCAGAAUUUCAUCAAUACUAAUGGAAUCAUUGCAUUGGAUUUUAUUUACGAUGAGGAACUUGUCUGCUGGAUCACAGCAGAGGAAAUGUCCAUUCAUGCUGAGCUGAAAUGUGCCAGGAUGACACCACUGAAUGGAUUUUCUGAAGAAAGAAUCAUCAAUAUUUCACACAGCCUCCACAAUGUGGAACAAAUGGCUUUAGACUGGCUUACUGGAAACUAUUACUUUGUGGAUGAUGUCAGUGACCGAAUAUUUGUGUGCAAUCAAAAUGGGGUUACUUGCAUUACUCUACUAGAUCUGGAACUGCACAAUCCCAAAGGAAUUGCACUCGACCCAGCCAUGGGGAAACUAUUCUUCACUGACUAUGGUGAUGUCGCCAAGAUUGAAAGGUGUGACAUGGAUGGACAACGCCGCUCCAGGAUAGUGGACACUAAAAUAGAACAGCCAUAUGCCAUCACCCUUGACUUGGUAACCAAACUGGUCUACUGGGCAGAUGUAUAUCUCGAUUAUAUUGAAGUGGUGGAUUACGAGGGAAGGAACAGACACACGGUUAUUCAUGGACGUGAUGUUAGACAUCUCUACAGUUUGACAAUGUUUGAAAACUUCAUAUAUGCCAUCAACUUGGAUAAUUUCACAGCAAAAUACAAAGUAAGCAUGACUAAAAUCAACAGAUUCAAUGGCACGGAUGUCCAAACACUUGCAAAACUGGAGAACGGUGGAGUUGUACAUGUCUACCAUAAACUAAGACAACCACUGGUUAGAAGUCAUGCUUGUGAACUGGAUGUGUUCGGCAAACCUGGAGGAUGCUCUGACAUCUGCCUGCUCAGCAGCAGCCACAAAGCAAAGACAUGUCGAUGCAGGACUGGCUACAGCUUAGGAAAUGACAGGAAGUCGUGCAAAAGACCAAAAAAUGAACUGUUCCUGUUUUAUGGAAAAGGUCGGCCAGGAAUCAUUCGUGCAAUGGACUUGAACAUCAAAGCAGCUGAUGAAUACAUGAUACAAGUAGAAAACCUUGUUAAUCCACGAGCUCUUGACUUUCAUGCAGAAACAAAUUACAUCUACUUUGCUGACACAACCAGUUUCUUAAUUGGACGACAGAAAAUCGAUGGUACAGGUCGGGAGACAAUCCUAAAAGAUGGUGUGGAUAAUGUUGAAGGUAUUGCUGUGGACUGGAUCGGAAAUAACUUGUACUGGACUGAUGAUAGCUACAAAAAGUCUAUAAGUGUAGCAAGACUGGAAAAGGCAUCCCAGACCCGGAAAACCUUGGUGGAAGGACAAAUGUCACACCCAAGAGCAAUAGUUCUGGAUCCUUUACAUGGAUGGAUGUACUGGACAGAUUGGGAAGAAGAAGAGAUAGACAACAUGACAGGAAGAAUUGAGAGAGCAUGGAUGGAUGGCUCUAAUCGACAACUCUUUGUGACAACAAUGAUGCUUUGGCCUAAUGGUUUAACCCUAGACUUGACCACUGGGAUACUAUAUUGGUGUGAUGCAUACUAUGAUCAUAUUGAAAAAAUCUUUUUAAAUGGCACAGGUAGAAUGAUAGUAUAUGGCGGCAAGGAAGUGAAUCACCCCUUUGGCUUGUCCUAUUAUGGAACAUUUAUUUUCUGGACUGAAUAUACAAAUGGAUCAAUUUUUCAACUGGAUUUGAUGACAAGAAAUGUUACAUUGCUUCGAAAGGAAAGACCACCAUUGUUUGGACUGAGGAUCUAUGAUGUUCAGCAACAGUUACGAGGUGAAAACUCAACUCGGGGAAACAAUGGUGGAUGCAAUGGCUUAUGUUUAAUUAUCCCCGGAGGCAGAGUUUGUGCUUGUGCUGAUGGUCAAUAUUUAGAUGAAGACAAUGUUACCUGCAAAUUAACGACCGGCUCACCAAAUCAUCAGCAAUGCCAUUUUGGAGAGUUUGCUUGUAGAAAUGGAAGAUGUAUUCAAGAGCGUUGGAAAUGUGAUGGUGAUAAUGAUUGUUUUGAUGGUAGUGAUGAGGAUCAAGAUCUCUGUUAUAAUAGUACAUGUCCUGCUAAUCACUUCAGAUGCCAAAAUAAUCGCUGCAUCCCUAAAAGAUGGCUUUGUGAUGGAGCCAAUGACUGUGUCAGCAAUGAAGAUGAAUCAAAUGAAACUUGUUCAGGAAAGACUUGCCAACCCAGUCAGUUUUCCUGUUCCAGCGGACGUUGUAUCCCAAUGUCAUGGGUGUGUGACUUGGAAGAUGAUUGUGGAGAUCGAUCUGAUGAAACCGCAUCAUGUGCAUUUCCUACCUGCACUUACCUAAUACAGUUUACUUGUAAUAAUGGAAGAUGCAUAACUGUGAAAUGGCGAUGUGACUCAGACGAUGACUGUGGGGAUGGUAGUGACGAGGUGGGCUGCUCCCCUUCUUGUUCUGACAUGCAGUUCAAAUGUACCAAUGGUCGUUGUGUUCCUGAGCACUGGAUCUGCGAUGGAGAUAAUGACUGUGGUGACUUCAGUGAUGAAACCAAUGCCAACUGUACUGAACCAGUCACUAGAUCACCAGGUAUCUGUCACAGAAAACAGUUCCAGUGCUAUAUGGAUGGUAGUUGUGUUCCAUUACGAUGGCAUUGUGAUGGAGACUGGGAUUGCGAAGACGGCAGUGAUGAAAAUAACUGUGCAGGAAAUACAAGAACCUGUAACUCCCAUUCUGAGUUUACAUGUAAAGAUACAGGAAGAUGCAUUAAUAUGACGUGGGUUUGCGAUGGAGAGGGCGACUGCGAAGAUAACUCUGAUGAAGAGAACUGCGGAGCAUUUUCAUGCAAGCCACCGACCUAUUCUUGUUCGGGAAAUACAUCAAUUUGCCUUCUGCCGGAAAAAUUUUGCAAUGGGAAAGAGGAGUGUCCAGAUGGUACUGACGAGAGCCCACUUUGUGAUGAAUGCGCUCUGAAUAAUGGAGGAUGCAGUCACCACUGUAUCUAUGUAACUGGAGAAGGCAUCGUGUGCUCUUGCCCUACAGGAAUGGAUCUGAGCUCAGACAAGAAAACCUGCAUUGUCCUUGAUUAUUGCAAAAAACAUCUCAAGUGCAGCCAAGUGUGUGAGCAACACAAAAAGACAAUUAAGUGCUCAUGUUACGAGGGAUGGAUGCUGGCCCCUGAUGGUUACAGUUGCAUUAGUUUAGAUCCUUUCGAGCCUUACAUAAUUUUUUCCAUCCGUCAUGAGAUUCGAAGAUUGGACCUUCGCAAGCAAGAUUAUAACUUACUGGUCCCUGGCUUGAGAAACACAAUAGCAAUUGAUUUCCAUUUCAAUCAGAGUUCCCUCUAUUGGACCGAUGUUGUGGAAGAUAAAAUUUACAAAGGAAAACUUUCAGAAGUUGGAGCUGUAAGCAGUGUGGAAAUUAUCGUGGAGCAUGGGCUCGACACGCCUGAAGGAUUAGCUGUGGACUGGAUUGCAGGAAACAUUUACUGGAUCGACAGCAAAAUGGAACAGAUUGAAGUAGCAAAACUUGAUGGCACCUUGAGAACAACCUUAAUUGCUGGUGACAUGGUGUAUCCACGAGCCAUAGCUUUGGAUCCUCGAUACGGAUUCCUGUUUUGGACUGACUGGGACUCCAGCUUCCCACGAAUUGAGGUAGCUUCAAUGAGUGGAGCAGGAAGAAAGGCCAUCUACAAGGCUCUGGGGACUGGCGGAUGGCUUAAUGGACUGACAGUGGACUACCUUGAGAACAGAAUCAUCUGGAUUGAUGCUAUGUCUGAUGCUAUUUAUUCAGCCUUGUAUGACGGCAGUGAAUUAAUAGAAGUCUUGCGUGAUCAUGAAUAUCUUUCACAUCCUUUUGCGGUAACAUUGUAUGGAGGUGAUGUUUAUUGGACGGACUGGAAGACUAACAGCCUUCUGAAAGCCAACAAGUGGACUGGCCACAAUGUCACGGUGGUACAAAGAACCAGUGCUCGGCCCUAUGACCUUCAGAUUUUCCAUCAGACAAGGCAACCACGAGCACCAAAUCCUUGUGAGUCUAAUAAUGGCAAAGGGCCAUGUUCUCAUUUGUGCCUGAUUAAUUACAAUGGAACUGCUGCUUGUACGUGUCCUCAUCUAAUGAAACUGGCCCCCGAUGAGAAGAACUGCUAUGAGCAAAAGGAAUUUUUAAUCUAUUCAAGAAAUUCCGAGAUUCGUGGAGUUGAUGUUGAUAAUCCAUAUUACAACUACAUAACACCAUUUACUGAUCCGGAUAUCAGUCAAGUUAAAACCAUUGAUUUUGAUGCAUCAGAGGAGCGAAUUUACUGGUCUGAUUUAAAGCCGCGAUUUAUAAAGCGAGCCUUUAUAAAUGGCACGGCAAUAGAAACUGUGGUCUCAGCAGACCUGCCAUAUGCUCAUGCAAUUGCAGUGGACUGGGUUUCUAGAAACUUAUAUUGGACAAGUUCAGAUUUAGAAGAAGCCCAGAUAAAUGUUGCAAGAUUAAAUGGCUCCCUGCGGACUUCUAUAAUUCAUGGACUUGAUCACCCACAGUGUUUAGUGGUGCACCCACUAAAAGGGACACUCUAUUGGAUCGAUGGAAACAACAUCAGCUCAGCAAACCUGGAUGGAAGCAACAUCAAGAAUCUUUUUAUGAAUCAAAGACAGCCUGUUGGUCUUUCAAUUGAUUACACUGCGAACAAGCUAUACUGGAUUAGUUCUGGCACCGGAACCAUAAACAGAUGCAAGUUGGAUGGUUCUAAUUUAGAAGUGAUCAGCAUAAUGGCACAGUACUUAACCAAAGCCACUGCCCUGGCAGUUAUGGGAAACAAGCUUUGGUGGGCUGAUCAGGCAUCUGGAUGGAUAGGAAUGUGCAACAAAGAGGAUGGUUCAGAGCCCGUUGUCAUGAGGAAAAAUAUUGCAACCGUUCUGUAUAUGAAAGUCUACGGAAAAGAGACUCAACAAGGUACUAAUCUGUGCAGUGUUAACAAUGGUGGCUGCUCCCAGCUUUGUCUGCCAGUCUCAGAAACAAGAAUAACAUGCAAGUGCACUGUCGGCUAUCAACUACACAGAGACAAAAUGUCAUGUGAAGGAUUUGGAUCGUUCCUGAUGUAUUCUGUUCAUGAAGAGAUCCGAGGAAUACCACUUGAACCGAAUGAUAGAUCAGAUGCCUUGCUACCAAUAUCUGGAACAUCGCUUACAGUAGGAAUAGAUUUUCAUGCAGCAAAUGAUACAAUCUACUGGACAGACAUGGGAAGGAGCACAAUUAGCAGGGCUAAACGAGACCAGACCUGGAGAGAGGAUAUAAUUACUAAUGGCCUUGGACGGGUUGAAGGCAUAGCAGUGGAUUGGAUAGCUGGCAAUAUAUACUGGUCAGACCAUGGCUUCAAUAUAAUUGAAGUUGCAAGGUUUAAUGGAUCCUUUCGAUACGUGGUCAUAUCCCAAGGGCUCGAUCAGCCACGUGCAAUUGCAGUCCAUCCAGAGAAAGGGUUAAUGUUCUGGACAGAAUGGGGACAGACGCCUUGCAUUGGGAGAGCACGUUUGGAUGGAUCGGAACGAAUUGUCCUCGUGAGCUCCAGCAUUGCUUGGCCAAAUGGGAUAUCAAUAGACUAUGAGGAAAGUAAAUUAUAUUGGUGUGAUGCCCGCACAGACAAGAUAGAAAGAAUUGACCUUGAAACAGGAGAAAACCGAGAGAUUGUGCUGUCAGGCAACAACAUGGAUAUGUUUUCAGUUGCAGUCUUUGGAGUUUACAUUUUCUGGUCUGACAGGGCACAUGCCAAUGGAUCCAUCAAAAGAGGAUACAAGAACAAUGCUGUAGAUGCUGUGACCAUGAGAACACAUCUCGGAGUCAACCUGAAGGGUGUGAAAGUGUUUAACCGAGCCAGGGAAAUAGGUACCAACAUUUGUACAAAGAAUAACGGUGGAUGCCAGCAGCUUUGUUUAUAUCGUGGAAAAGGUCAGAAGACCUGCGGAUGUUCAUACAGUGUACUUGCUGAGGAUUCAGUGAGCUGCCGUGACUAUGAUGGAUACUUGCUCUAUUCAGAGCGAACAAUAUUAAAGAGCAUCCAUCUCACGGAUGAAACAAAUUUAAAUCCUCCAAUUAAACCAUAUGAGAAACCGGAAUACUUCAAAAAUGUGAUUGCAUUGGCUUUUGAUUACCGGAGAAAUACAAGGGGGACCAACCGGAUAUUUACAAGCGAUGUUCAUUUUGGAAAUAUCCAGCUUAUCAAUGAUGACUGGACCGGCAGAAGAGUAAUUAUAGAAAACGUUGGCUCAGUAGAGGGCUUGGCUUAUCACAAAGCAUGGGAUGCCCUUUACUGGACAAGUUCAACAACAUCAACCAUCACCAGGCAUACAAUUGACCAAAGCAGAUUUGGAGCUUUAAACCGAGAGAUCAUUGUUGCAAUGUCUCCUGAUGACCACCCUCAUGUACUUGCAUUGGAUGAGUGCCACAACUUGAUGUUCUGGACAAACUGGAAUGAACAGCAGCCAAGUAUAAUGAAAGCAACACUCAAUGGAGGAAAUGUUCAAGUCAUUGUUAGCACUGAUAUUUUCACACCAAAUGGACUUACGAUUGAUCAUAGGGCAGAGAAACUGUAUUUCUCUGAUGGUUCUGUCGGAAGAAUUGAACGGUGCGAAUAUGAUGGAACACACAGAUAUGUAGUUCUGAAAUCAGGACCAGGGACUUUCUUUGGCUUAGCUAUUUACGGUGAUUACAUCUUCUGGACAGACUGGAUGCAACGGUCUAUAAUGCGUUGUGAUAAAUACACAGGAGGAGAAAUUAAAAUGCUGCGUUCUGAUACAGCACAUCAACCUAUGGGAAUUAUGGUUGUAGCUAACGAUACCAAUAAUUGUGAGCAGUCUUCAUGCAAGAUAAUGAAUGGAGGUUGUCAUGACCUUUGCCUAUUGACUGCUGAUGGCCAAGUAAAUUGUUCUUGCAGGGGAGAGAGAAUGCUAUUAGAUGACAAUAGAUGUGUUGCCAAAAACUCAUCUUGCAAUAUUCACACUGAAUUUGAAUGUGGAAAUGGAGAUUGCAUUGGAUACCACUUGGCAUGUGAUGGAAUUAUUCAAUGCAAAGAUAAAUCAGAUGAAAAGCAAUCAUAUUGUGCAAACAGGAGUUGUAGAAAAGGCUUUAAGCAUUGCUACAAUGGACGCUGUGUGUCCAAUGCAAAGUGGUGUGACGGAGUGGAUGAUUGUGCUGACAACUCAGAUGAAGUUACCUGCAAUAAUUCUACGUGCAGUGCAGCUGAAUUUCGGUGCAGGGAUGGGACUUGCAUUGUCAAAACAGCACAGUGCAACCAGUUGAUAGAUUGUGCAGAUGCUUCUGAUGAAAUGGAUUGCAGUAACACGGACUGCACUGGAUUCUAUAAAGUUGGAGUUAAGGAAACAAAUUACAUAAAAUGUAACAGCACGUCCCUCUGCAUCCUUUCAUCCUGGAUUUGUGAUGGUUCCAAUGACUGUGGUGACUACACAGAUGAAUUAAAUUGUCAAGCUCAACAUAAGCUCAAAUGUAAAGAACAUUACUUUGCGUGCCCUAAUGGAAGAUGUAUUCCUGCAUUUUGGAUUUGUGAUAAAGAAGAGGAUUGUGAAGAUGGAGCUGAUGAAUCUCACUGUGAUUCCUUUUGCACAUGGAAUCAGUUUGAAUGCCCAAAUCGCAAGUGCAUCUCUCGUCGCUGGGUUUGUGACGGUGCCGAUGAUUGUAGAGAUGGUGCCGAUGAAGCAGAUUCACUCUGCGGUUCGGUUACGUGUGCUCCUGAAUUGUUCCAAUGUCGCAAUUCUCGUGUUUGUCUCCCAAAAUAUUGGUUGUGUGAUGGGGAUAAAGAUUGUCCAGACGGAAGCGAUGAACUCUCCACAGCUGGUUGCACGCAUAACAGCACAUGCGAUAACAAAGCCUUCAGGUGUAAGAACACAUUGUGUGUUCCACAAUAUUUUGUGUGUGAUCAUGAUGAUGAUUGUGGGGAUGGAUCCGAUGAACAUCCAGAGUGUGAAUACAAAACCUGCGAGUCAUAUGAGUUUCGUUGUGCCGAUGGAAGAUGCCUUUCGGAUGCAGGCUGGGAAUGUGAUGGAGAUUUUGACUGUCUUGACCAUUCAGACGAAGCACCCAAAAAUCUCAAGUGCUCAGGAGCAGGAAGAAAUUGCAACAAUUCUUUUUUUCUGUGCAAAAAUGGGAAGUGUAUAAAUGAAACCCUUACUUGUGAUAAGAAUAACGACUGUGAAGAUGGAUCAGAUGAAAGCAACUGCUAUGUCAAUGAAUGUGCAAACAAGCGCAUCAGCGGAUGCUCACAAGACUGUCAGGACUUUAAAAUCGGGUACAAGUGCAAAUGCUGGCAUGGAUUCAGACUGAAAGGUGAUGGCAAAACCUGUAUUGACAUUGAUGAAUGUGCAACCAGCUUCCCCUGUAGCCAGCAAUGCAUCAAUACUUAUGGAACCUACAGGUGUUUGUGUGCUGAAGGUUAUGAAAUACGAGCAGAUAAUCCCAAUAGCUGCAAAGUUUUAUCAGAUGAGGAACCAUUUUUAAUUUUUGCUGAUCGACAUGAAAUCAGAAAAAUGAGUAUAGAUGGAUUCAACUACACAUUAUUAAAACAGGGAUUAAACAAUGUUCAGGCGAUAGAUUUUGACUACAGGGAACAAUGUAUUUAUUGGGCUGAUUUCACCACACAAGGCAGUACGAUAUCAAGGAUCCAUUUAAAUGGAAGCAAUCCUGAGGUGGUCCAGCAUACAGGACAAGCCAUUCCGGAAGGAUUAGCAGUUGACUGGAUUGGCAAGAAUCUGUACUGGUGUGACAAAACUAAGAUGACUAUUGAAGUUUCUAAACUUAAUGGACUUUAUCAAACAGUCCUUCUGAACACAGGGGUGAAGAGCUUGAAGCAUCUUGUGAUAGAUCCUCGCAUUGGAUAUUUAUACUGGACCGAUCACGGUGAAAAUCCAUACAUUGGCCGCGUAGGAAUGGAUGGAACUAAUCAACACAUUGUUAUAAGCACAAAAAUCAUAAAGCCAAGUGGUCUGUGUCUGGAUUAUGUGAAUAACAGGCUGUAUUGGGCAGAUGAUAAGCAAGGAUAUAUAGAGUUUGCAGACCUGGAUGGAUCCAAUAGACAUAGAGUUCAUAAUCAAGAUAUCCCACAUGUAUUAGCGGUGACAUUAUUUGAAGACUACAUCUAUUGGACAGAUUGGAAAACUAAGUCGGUCAGCCGUGCUCAUAAAACCACAGGCUUGAACAAGAUUUCACUAAUCAGCUCUUGGCAUCAGAUCAUGGACAUCCAUGUGUACCAUCCUCAUAGACAACCAGAUGUUCCUAGACAUCCAUGCAAGAUAGCCAACGGCGGUUGCAGCAACCUUUGUCUGCUGUCUCCAGGAGGAGGAUAUAGGUGUGCCUGUCCCACAAAUUUCUAUUUGGCCGCUGAUGGAAAAACUUGCCUCUCCAAUUGCACUGCGAGCCAGUUUGUCUGUAGCAAUGAUAAAUGUAUUCCAUUCUGGUGGAAAUGUGAUACAGAAGAUGACUGCGGAGAUGGAUCAGAUGAGCCUGAUGAUUGUCCUGAAUUUAAAUGCAGGCCAGGUCAAUUUCAAUGUGGUACUGGAAUAUGCACUAAACCUGCCUUCAUCUGUGAUGGCGAGAAUGACUGUGGGGACAAUUCAGAUGAAGCAAACUGUGAGACACAUGUUUGCCUUCCAAGUCAGUUUAAGUGCUCGCAAAAAAGACGAUGCAUUCCUGUUAUCUUCAGAUGUAAUGGUCAAGAUAACUGUGGGGAUGGAGAGGAUGAAAGCGAUUGCCCUGAAGUUACCUGUUCUCCAAACCAGUUCCAGUGCGCUGUCACCAAGCGAUGCAUUCCUGAAGAAUGGGUCUGUGACAAGGAUCAUGACUGUGCGGAUGGUUCUGAUGAAUCGAAUUGCACUCAGAUUGCAUGUGGCACAGAUGACUUUCACUGCAAAGGCACAAGCAGAUGCGUUCCUGCACGAUGGAAAUGUGAUGGAGAGGAUGACUGUGGAGAUGGAUCUGAUGAACCAAGAGAAGAAUGUGAUGAAAGAACUUGUGAUCCAUAUCAAUUUCGAUGCAAAAAUAAUCGUUGUGUACCUGGCCACUGGCAGUGCGACUAUGAUAAUGACUGUGGAGAUAAUUCUGAUGAGGAAUCAUGCGCACUUCGUUCAUGCUCCAUGAAUGAGUUUACCUGUGCCAACGGUCGUUGUGUGGCUGCCAGAUGGAGAUGUGAUGGAGAUUAUGAUUGCUCUGAUAGCUCAGAUGAAAAAGACUGUGUGAUUAAAUGUAAAGAGGAUCAGUUCCAGUGUGAGCAUGGGCACUGUAUUCCUGUCAGGUGGCACUGUGAUGGAGAGACUGAUUGUCUAGAUAGCAGUGAUGAGGAAAGCUGUGAACAAGUGCAAACAACCUGCAAUGUGGAUGAAUUUCAAUGCAACAAUACACUUUGUAAGCUUAUAUCAUGGCUAUGUGACGGUGAAGAUGAUUGUGGAGACAACUCUGAUGAAAACCCAGAAAUGUGUGUGAAAUUUCAGUGUCCUCCUUCAAGAUCAUUCCGAUGUAAAAAUGGGAGAGUGUGCCUUCGACCUGAGCAGGUUUGUGAUGAAAUAAAUAACUGCGGUGACAACUCUGAUGAAGUGGACUGUGAGAAACAAAUUCAGCGGCCAUGUGGGAAGGAUGAGUUUACAUGCAGCAAUGGGAGGUGCAUCCCUUUAGAGCUACAAUGCGACAUGUUCAAUGAUUGUGCUGAUGGUGGGUUCGAUGAACAAGACUGUACCAGAAAUUAUAAUGAAUUUAAUUGUGAUGAAGAAAUGAAUCCUUGUGGGAAUGAUGCUUAUUGCAAUCGGACAAAAUUCUCACUUUUCUGUGAAUGUCGGCUUGGUUUUCAAAGAAACAAAGCCUCAAAGCAGUGUGAAGACAUUAAUGAGUGCCUUCAAUUUGGAACUUGCUCACAUUAUUGCAAUAACACUAAAGGGUCAUACGUGUGUGCAUGUGGAAAAAACUACAAACCUUCUUACAACCACAGCUGUAAGACAGAAGGUUCAGAACAUCAAGUGCUCUACAUUGCGACCAGAAAUGAAAUUCGCAGUAUAUAUCCAUUUGACACAAACUCAGCCUAUGAACAAGUAUUUGAAGGAGAUGAAACUGUCAAAAUUAGUAUGAUGGAUGUGUACAUUAAAGGCAAAAAGAUCUUCUGGACCAAUGGGCACACGGGCAGAAUCUCCUUUAUAGACAUUUCAGACAAAAGGAAAAGACAGAUGAGUGAUGCCACAGACCUUAAUAUUCCUGGUUUCCAAGCACCACAGGGAAUUGCAGUAGACUGGGUUGCUGAAAAUAUCUACUGGACUGAUUCUUUCAGAAAUGUCAUUUAUGUGUCCAGAAUUAAUGGACAGAAAUACAAAAAACUUGUGUCUGGAAUGAUGGACAAACCAUGUGCUAUUGCAGUUGAUCCCAUCAGAGGAAUGAUGUAUUGGACAGACUAUGGUAAACAGCCCAAGAUAGAACAGUCAGCAAUGGAUGGAACUCUGCGAAGAAUUCUUAUACAUAAAGACUUGCAAUGGCCUACAGGACUAGCACUCGAUCACUUCAACCAGCGCUUGUAUUGGGCAGAUGCUAAGCUUUCAAUGGUGGGCAGUGUUCGCUUCGAUGGCAGUGAUCCUGUUAUAAUUUCCAACACAAAGCAAGGUCUCCAAACUCCCUUCAGCAUUGAUAUGUUUGAAGAUUAUAUUUAUGGGGUGACACAUACCAAUAGUCGUGUUUUUAAAGUGCACAAAUUUGGAAGAGCACACCUUCAAUAUUUGAUAUCAGGUCUCACUGGUGCUUCAGCCACAGUAGUAUUCCAUCAGUACAAACAACAAGACUUACCAAAUCCUUGCAGCAAAAAGAAAUGUGAGUGGCUUUGUCUGCUGAAUCCUACUGGUGUGACAUGCUUAUGUCCAGAUGGAAAAAAUAUGAUAAAUGGGACAUGUGUUGAAAUAGAUUCCCCCACUGCACUCCCUUAUGGAAGUACCUGCGACCUAGUGUGUUUGAAUGGUGGAACGUGCUUUGUGAAUGAGCGUGAUCAGCCAAAGUGCAAAUGCAAGCCUCAGUACUCAGGACAGGAAUGCGAAACUGACCAGUGCAGAGAUUAUUGUCAAAAUGGAGGAAUCUGUUCAGCAUCAACAUUAGGAAAACCAGCUUGCCGAUGUCCAGUAGGAUUUACUGGUCCAACCUGUAAACAAAGAGUUUGUGACAGUUUCUGUCUCAAUGAAGGGAUUUGUGACGUCAACUCGGGAAAUCAACCUUUUUGUUACUGCCCAUCAGAUUUUACAGGAGACAGGUGUCAAUACAACAUGUGCUAUAACUACUGCAUGAAUUUAGGAACGUGCAGGAUAAACAAUGAUGGUAGUGCUCGCUGUAUCUGCUCACCACAAUUUGAUGGGCCUAAGUGUGAAGUGGAUAAAUGUGAAGUGUGUCAAGGUGGACAGUGUGUUGUGCACAAAGAGACUGGACAAGUAGCUUGCAAAUGCACAGUGGGGUUUAAAAGUGAUCGAUGUGACCAGAAAAUUAACCUUUGUGAUUACUACUGCCAAAAUGGAGGGGUUUGCACUUUAACUGCACAUAAUGAGCCUCAGUGCAAGUGUUCAGAUGAAUGGUCUGGUACACAAUGUGAAAGACCAGCUCCCAAGAGCAGUAAAACUGAGAAUACCAGAGGGAGAAACAUCACUUUUAUUAUUCCAGUUGUUAUCUUGGCCCUUUUGAUUCUUGCAAUCAUUGUUGGAAUAAUCAUUUGCAAAAGAAAACAACGUGUGAAAACAGUCCGAAGGCAUCCACUGUCAAAUGGAGGCGUGGAAAUUGGAAAUCCAACAUACAACAUGUAUGAAGUUGACCGUAGUCAUGAAAAUGCUGAAGGCUUGUUGGAUCCAGAUUUUAUGUUAGAUCCAGAAAAGCCAACAAAUUACUCAAAUCCUGUUUAUGCAAAACUCUACUUGGACGCAUCAAACUGCCGAAAUUCCUUAGUCAGCACAGAGGAAAAGAAAGAGCUGCUUCCAAAGAAAUUAGAAGAUGGCCUGAGAGAGACAGUUGCUUAGAUUACCCUUUGGUCUUGUAUCUUUUUUAACCACUGUAUAAAUGUAUAAAGAAAGGAUUAAUUUUUCUAUGUAAUGACAGUGUUCUGAUUAUAUUUUUUUGCAUCAGCACUACCUGUGUUUUUGCGCUGAGGAUUCUUGACUGACCUUCUGUCCACAUUUCUGUUUAAUGGACUGGGAAAGCCACCUGCACUAAACCACGUAAAACAAAGCUGCUGAUUGCACCUCCCAUUGUAUUCGUUCCUGUACUUGGAAGAAACACACAAGCCAUUUUAAUUUUUUGGUUUUAUACCAGUUCUGUGUUUUUCAUUGGUAGAAGUAAGACACAUUUGACCAUCUCUGCUGCAGGAUUUUCAGAUGAAUAGAUCCAUUGAGUUCUUUUUAAUAAUUAUAAAUAGGCACCUUUUAAGUCACUGUUGGUUUUCACAUGCUCCUUGGGAUAAAUCUCCUCAUUUUAAGCAGUGUUAGAAAUUAUUUCUUCAAAAGUGUACAGGGAUGACGGGCAAAUUGAAGGCUAAAUCAAACUCGUCCAAAUUCCAAGAUCUGAAUGAACUGCUGGCUUCGUUCUUAUUUAGCUUUUCAUUGUCUUUAUGUCAAUAUAAUAGUCUCUAAAGUCUAUGUUUGGUGAGUUGCAAUUUUCUUUUCUUUUCUUUUGUGUGAGCAAGAAGGAGAUUUUGAUAUAUUUCUACCACAACUGGCUUGGUUUGAGAUAUUUACAUUUUGCAUAUUCAUAUCAAGCAUCUAGUUAUCUUGCCUGGUCGAGCUUUUAGUAUGUGAAAUAUGUUGUAUAUUGGGCAAAAAGGCAUAAUGGUACAAAAUUGCUGCAGGUACUCAUCAGGUGGUCCCACUGUUACUUAAAUUUGUUGCUGCCCAUAGAAUGUUGACAGUAAAUUGUUUUGGAAAUGUGAAUUGGAAAGAGUGUGAAGCUGCUUGCAGGCACUAGGAUCUGAGUGAAGAAGGCAAGUGGUUGUAUCUCCUUUACAAAUAUUAAUGUAUUGUAAAAUUAAUAGCAAAAGGGCUGAGGAUGGCAUUUGCCUUAUUAUAUAUCCUAGCUUGCGAGCAGUUAAUGCAGCAUUGAGCGUUUCAGUGCAGUAACUCAGCCUCUGAAAUUCACUGCAUUGAAGUCAGCAGAGAGCAAUUAACACGUCACACUGUUGAAACUGUAUUUACAAUUGAAAUUACGAGAUUUAGUUUUCGCUGCUCAGUUUCAGUGGUACCCCUACAGGACCAUCAAACAAUUGCAAAGCCAAGCUGAGAAAUAGUCAUUUCAGAAAACUAUCUUGAGUGUGGCAUAUGCCCAGGGAUAACUUUUGUACGUGUUGCUAAUUAUCAUCCCUUGCCUGAGUUUGCUAUGAUAUUUGCACAUAAGUAUCAGUUUUACUAACAGUAAUAGUUUUAAGCUCAUGCAUUUUACAGCACCACAUUUUUAUUUUGUUCUAUCAUGCAUAUUACUAUUCAUCAAUGGCAAUUGAAAUAUUCUAUGAACAGACUGAGAAAGCUUCAGCUAUGCACUAACUUUAUGUAGAUUUCUUUACUCUUUAAAAAAAAUAAAAAUAGGGCAUCCAGCAGGACUUGGGAUGAUGAAAUUAUUCAAAUUAAUGAAUAUGUGUGUGAUUUGUCUGCCCAACUAAUGUUGGAAAGUAAAAUGUUGAUACAGUGCAUUCAGAAAGUAUUCAGACCCUUUCACCUUUUCCACAUUUUGU